This is a messenger RNA of Daphnia pulex (common water flea), 8368 nucleotides long. RefSeq lists its product as uncharacterized. Gene Ontology annotation, molecular function: guanyl-nucleotide exchange factor activity. The transcript has 12 exons. NCBI's taxonomy places the organism in Eukaryota, Metazoa, Arthropoda, Branchiopoda, Diplostraca, Daphniidae. The record is from RefSeq and is a predicted model, not a curated record. Bases 2766 to 7664 code for a protein of 1632 amino acids.
UUGGCAGUUUAAAUAAAAAACAGCUGGCGCCUCGAGAGUCAUUUGUCACGUUGAAAACAAAAAAAACACCGAUGAUACACACACACCCUGGCCUCUCUCGAGUCUUGUAAACGUGCAGCAGCAAGAAACACAUCCAUCUAUUUAUAGGGGGGUUGGAAAGGAAGGAUGUUGGAAGAGAGAAAGAUGUCAGGGUAUAUAGAGUUAAGAAAUUAUGUUUUAAGGCGGGCGUGUGCCGGCCCAGUUUGGGUGGGAGAAAAAUGGGUCGCCCACACACCGACAGACAAGAGACUCUCUGGUCGGCCGAACGAUCUGUACAAGUCCGUCGUUAAUUUUGUCGUGUUCCAUUUCAUCCGGAAUCGAUGCUUAUCAAUCCUGGGCCGCUAUUCUUAUUGUAUUCUUUUGUAUAGCGUCUGCCAUCAGCCUCUUUUUCUUCUUCCUCCUCUAACCCCGUAUCUAUCAAUCUGAGCUGGAGCACACGACUUGACAAAAGCGAAAGAAAAGAUUCUUCCAGAUCACCUCCCAACAUAAUAGAUGUUUUCUUCUUCUUCUGGUCUGGUCGGACUCGCCAGUAUUGGGCCAUUUGCAGGAGACGGGGGGUGUAGCAGCAGCAGCAGCUCUGCCUUAUUAUAUACAGUUGAGAGAGAGAUGAUGAUAUUCUAUACCUUUUCUUCCCCCCUCAAUGAUGCCUUUGCCCCGAAAUGUUUUGAAUGCACCACGAUAGAUGCGUUAUCUUGGCCCGCUCGAGCGUCUCAUUCUUUUUUGAAUCAUUUCAGCCUAGAGUCGGUCGUGGCCAGCCGCUGUUACGACACAUGAGGAACUUUUUUUUCUUCUUCUCCUCUCUUUACCAUAAUGCCAUUACGACGAUAAUCUAUUAUAUUGUAUCUUUUCUUCUUCUUUUUCUUUUUGUUGUUGGAGCGGAGAAAUGUCUUUUGGGGGAUGGAGGAGAGAAAAGAAACCCAAGACCGACCGACCCCCUACAACACCGGGGUGAUUUGGGUGGGAGAAGAAGAUGAGGGACUUUGAUUUCACUCGGUUGUUUUUUUUUUUCGUCUUCUUUUCCCUCCAUGAAACGAAAUUUUCUUUCCCUUCAUGUUUUUUAUAUUUUCACAACUUUGAAAUGAGAUUCUUUUCAUCAGAAGGAGAUGAUUAUCGCAGACUAUCGAACAGAUUCCCCGUAGCUGUCUGCAUCUUGUGGCCGUGCGCUUCUCUUUUAUUUAAAAUGUGUCCAUCCAAUAUUUAUAAAUGGGAGAGAGAAAGAAGCGUGUGCCCUGGUGUACGUUGGGCCAGCUACAGGUCGGUCCAGCCAAGAAAGAGGUCCGGCCCGCCUGCUGGCCUUUUCUUUCCAAGGGUUUGCACUAAAAAAGAGAAAAAUCUUGUGAGAGAGAGAGAGGAGAGAAAAGAGGUUUGUGUUGUUUUAUUUAUUUCGGUAAACCUCCGCGCGCACAAGUCAAAAAGGGAAAACAUCCUUGUGCUGCUGCUGCUGUUGUUGUUGUUAUUGGUUGCAUUCUUUCGCUUCUUGUGUUUUUUUCGAGCCGGGCAAAAACAACACUGAAAUAAUAUUUUCAGCUUUUUUACGAGUUUCAUCUUUUUCUUUCUCUGCUGCAUGGCUCCUUUUUCGGACGAAAGGACAUGAGCGGAGGUUUGCGUGCUGAUUUGUCAACAUGGCCGGCGACCGACCACCACCGGCUAAGAAGAAAGAAAAGAAAUAAAAAAAUGGAUUUGGGGAUUUGAUAAGAAGACAACAACAACAAUGAAAAAACGCCGCCAUUUUUUUUGAAUAAAAUCAAAUAGACAAAGUUGAUUGUAUAUAGAGAAAACGGGAUUUCUUCUUCUCGGCGUGUCGUGUGGUCCGGCUCAUUUCUGCCCAGUUUUUCUUUCUUUUUCUAUUUUUUUUUUUAAAUAAAAAUUCCCUUUGACGAAAUGCCAUCUGUGUGGUUGAGCUGUAGGCUUUGCUCCGGCUCAGCUCACAGGGAAAAUAAAAAGAGACGACGACCGACGACGACGACGAGCCCGGAACAUUUUCCCAGGUUCUUUUUUCGAACCACUUUCUUCUUCUUUUUCUCUCUUUCUUCUCCCUCCUUCUCUCACGUUUCAUCUGGCCUUUCUUCUUUAACAGUUGCAUUCAUCCAGUCAGUUGCCUCUUUUUUCCUUUCGAGUCGGCUGGUUCCCGACCGCGACCGUUCGCCACUACCCACAGACCCACAAGGGUGGCCAAAGGAGAAAAGAUGGAGAGACAGACAAAAAGUAAAAAGAGAAGAGAGAGAAAAAAGAGACUUGAGGGACUGACAAGAGUAUAGUGGUGGUACUGGUGGUGGAGGUGGAGAGAGGGGGGGAGGUCCGUCCAAACAUUUUCCCGUCCAGGCAGCUCAGUCGACGUUGGCAGCUCCAGCCAACCACACGUUUCAUUUCAGAUAGAUAUAUACAGACGACGACUAUAUACUACUACCUGCCAUUUGCCCAGUUUUACUCGAGUGUCUGUGCCCCCGUGUGUGUGUGUGUGUGUCUGUGCCAUCUCUUCUCUCUUUCUAUUGAAAUAAGAAAAAAAACGAGAUUUCAAUUUAUUUUUUCCCCAUUCAAGUGAAUUGACAAGGAGAAGAAAGUUUCGAGUGUUUGUCUUUUUGCUUUUGGCACCAGUUUUUCUGUUGUUUGUUUUCCGGCGUGGAGAACCGGCCAAGGGAAGAAGGAGAUCUUCAUUCUCCACAUGGAUCGGAUUUGGAUUGACAAGCGAAACUGGCUCAUCGUCUAGCGAUUUGGUGCCGACGCUAAUGGACAUCUUUGACUCGAUGAUUGGGAAUCAACAGGCCCCUCAUCAUCAUCAUCCUCUUCACAGCAUGUCGCCGCCUUCGCCGACGUCGGAUUCCUCGUGCGCAUCGUCGACGACGACGUUGGCGUCCGCUGGCAAUCUGUCGUCGAAUCAGCAGCUGCCGCGCCAUUUUCCCGUUUUGAAAAUCGUCGAGCCGGGCGAUUCGCCUCUGAUCCUCCAGCAGCAACAGCAAAUGACGCCAAACGCCGUCUCGCCACUCGCCAAUGACGGGCCAGCAGCAGCAGCAGCAGCGACUAGUAAUAACGCGAUACGGUCUGGCGGCAGCGGCGGCGUCCGAAAUGGAAUGGCGACUUGUUCCUCGUCGUCUCCCCGCCGUUCCGUCUCUUUCCGCUCGUCUGAAUUGGCGCCAGCCAAAGAGGCGGCGGCGGCCGUGACGUCAACGACGUCGACAUCGUCCAGGUGUGGCAGUUCGUCUUCCUCGUCUUCGUUGACGUCACUGGCGGCGCCAGCGUCCAGUGUCCACUCGGUGGCCACCACCUCGUCUUGCUCGUCACAUUCGACAUUGUCGUCCUCGACUUGGUCCGCUUGUGCAGACGGCAGCGGCGACGGCCAUUUGAAUUCAGACGAGAGUCUGGACGCCGCUGCAACUUGUGGCGGUGGCGUCACGGUGGCCGCUGCUGCAACUCCAUCGGGCGCAUCAGCGGCUGUGGCUGCGGCCGGUUCAGGUUCGCCCAGCCGGCGACCGCGAAGCAGCGCCGUCAACAGCGAUCUCCAUCAUCUGAGGCACUCGGGCGACUCUGGAGACAGCGGCGUGAGCAGUCCCGGCCCGCCCAGCUCGGAGGCAUCGGAGCAGAAACAUUCGGGCGAAGAGGAGGAAGAAGAAGAAGACGCGGACGAGGAGGACGACAGAGGCAGCGACAAUCUCUCGUACAUGGACCGCGUCGUCAUGGAGGUGGUCGAGUCCGAGACCGUCUACGUCCGCGACUUGCAGCAGGUCGUCGAGGGUUAUUUGUAUUUUUGGCGGGACGAAGGGGAGCGAGCGCCGCUGAGUCCCGAACAGGCGGUCGCCCUUUUCGGCAACGUGGACGACAUUUACCGUUUCAACAGCCAAUUCCUGACGCAACUGCAGUCGUGCGGGCUCGAUCCCGUCGAAGUGGCCCGCUGCUUCGUUCGCAACAAUUCCGGCUUCACCAUCUACACCGACUACUGCACCAACUACCCCAGGAAAGUGUCGGUGCUGACAGAUUUGAUGAGGAACGAGGCGGCCAGCCGGGCGUGUCGCGAGAGGCAGACGCAAUUGCAGCACACGCUGCCGCUCGGCUCCUACCUGCUCAAACCGGUCCAGCGCAUCCUCAAGUACCACCUGCUGCUGCAGAACAUUGUCAAGCACUGCGACCGAUCGCAGACGCCCGGCUACACGGACAUCAUCGUGGCCCUGUCGGCCAUGACGGGCAUCGCUCACCACAUCAACGACAUGAAGCGAAAGCACGAACACGCCGUCAGAGUCCAGGAGGUGCAGAGUCUUUUGGACGGCUGGCCGGGCGAGGACCUGACCACCUACGGCGAACUGGUGGCCGAGGGCUCGUUCCGCAUGUACGGAGCCAAGGCGCCCCGCCACGUUUUCUUGCUGGAUCGCAUGUUGCUCAUCGUCAAGCGAAAGGAGGACGGCACUUUGGGCUACAAAGUUCACAUCAUGUGUUCCAAUCUCAUGCUGAUUGAGAGUGUUCCCGGCGAGCCGCUUAGUUUUCACGUCAUCCCGUUUGACAACCCGCGCCAGCAGUACACCCUCGAGGCAAGGAAUCUGGAACAGAAAAGGGAAUGGGCGCUGCAAUUGAAGCGUGUCAUCCUGGAGAACUACGACGCCGUCAUUCCACUCCACGCCCGCCAAUUGGUCCUGCAGUUGGGUCAGGACCAGCGCUGCAACCAGGAGCGGCCGGCUAGCAACAGCAGCAGCCACGGCUACGACCGAGGAGACUACGCUUACAGCGCCACCUCGUCUGGCAGCGGAUCCUCAUCGGCCGCUCACCACCACGUCAAGAGGCACCAACACUCGGCUCCCGAAUACCUGGAGAGGCGCAAACACUCGACCGCCGGCCUCACGGCCAAAGGUCGCAGCCGCAAGGGUCGAAAAUUGAGCCACGACGGAUCCAGUCCGCGUGAAUCGCCGCUCAUCCCGCGACGAUUGCGCAGGAGUUUGGACUCGCGCGACAGGAGCGUCAGUCAGGACAGGAGCGACGUCGAUCACGAGCGCAAGUGCAGUACGCACAGCUGUCCGUCGGCGGCCGAAGCGGCUAAAAAUAAGGUGCGGAAAUUUGGAGCGUGGCGGCGUCGGUCUGAACCUUGUCGGGAAACGAGUCAGGUUGUGAGCCAGAGUGAAGCGGAACCAACGAGUUGUACAAAUGCUGGGAGCGGCGGCCUCAGCAGCAGCGCCGUCAACGGCAAGAUGCGUGACGAACAACUGCGGGAAUCGAGCGGGGCGCUUCAAGUUGAAAUUGCCGGUCCGUCCUCGUCCAGGGCGGUGGCGGCGGCGGCAGUCGACCCGGAACCGCUCAUGCUCCUCUCACCGCCACCGCAACAAUUGCAACAAUUGCAACAACUGCAACAACUGCAACCGCAGCGGAUAGUGCCCGAGAGCCUGGAACGCAUCGUCGAGCAACUAGUGCUGCAGAAUGUGGAAAUCCAACGGAUCCUGCAGCGCAAGAAGCGGAGGGCGGCCGAGCGCCAGCCGUCGUCGUCGUCGUCGUCGUCGCGUCCCUACGUCGUCCGCUCCGAGUCGACGACGCUGGACGAGGGCAUCUACGACACGCUCCUCUCGCCUUCGGGACCCGGCAGCAUGAUGGAAGCGGUCGGAGGCGUUUUGUCAGACAUUGACGGCGACUACGUCACGAUCCGGGCCGAGGGCGGAGGAGUAGGAGGCGGACACUUUAGCCGCUGCCAUUUGCGCCGCUCGCUGGGCAACAAGACGCCAGAAAGUAUGGCCGACUCGUCUCAGUUGGCCGGCCUUUCCAACGCCUUUUCCUGCCAGCAGCAGCUGCAAAAGGCCACCCUCAGCCGCUCGCUGUCGUGUCCAGCACGUGGCCAGCAGGCCGUUCGAGUGGCCAAGAAAUCGGAAGCCUCGAUCGCCGAGAGCGGCGCCACCGCCGCCUCGCUGGCCACAGUCGGCGGCCGCAUCCAGAAGCUCUUGAACCACAUUGGCUCGCCGGAUCACUGGUCCAACUGGAUCCGUUCCUUGUCGCCACCGCAGCGGAGGACUUCGACCGACUUGCAGUCCGUCGAGCCGGAUGCCAGCAGCACCAGCCGGAGUCGCUCGAGGAGGGAACCCAUCGACUUGGACGUCGAUCCCUUGAACAUAUCGACCAGCCCUUGUGUGCCUUCCGUCUGGCUCCAGAUGCAGAGCGAACAUUUGGCGGAGCCGGGCAAGAAAUCCGGUUCACUCCCUCGCAGUUUCCAGACUCCACCGGAUGUCAAGUCUCGUUGGAUGGAUCGACCAGUCACCAUCGCAUCCGAUCGUCCGGCUCCCAUCGACCUUCAGACGGACGCCCUCGAGCUCUACAUCCGCUCACAGACAGAGCGGCCGUCUGAUCAGACGGAUCAGCAUUCGACCACCGAAGGAUUCGACGACAGUUUGACCGACAUUCCCAGUACGCCUCGCGUCAGCACGGACAACAUCCACGUCCAUCCGGAUUACAAAAUCUACCGCAGGAGCGCCUCCAAGUCGUCGCUGAAGACGGUCUUGUCUUCCGUGUCCUCUAAGCUCCGCUCGGGCUCUGAGCACUUUUGGGGGUCGCUCUUCAGUCUGAGCCACGACGACAGCGGCACGGCUUCCUCGUCGUCGGCCGGCCGGCAGCACAGCAAAGUCGUCCACUACCUGGCCAGCCGCUACGCCCAUUUGCUGAGACAGCGUCACAACAGCCUGCAGCACAACGGAAACAGUCCGGCCGCGGCCGCUCACAGCGCCGCCGUGGGCGCCCGCAUCGCCAACUUGUCUGAUUCGACUGAUUACGUCAUCCCCAAGUACAGCUGCUCACCCGCAACGCCUAGUUGUUAUUCGACGUCGCGCUCGGACCUGUCGUCCUCCAAGUCGACGGCCUCGCUGGCCUCGAAAACGACGUGGUACGGGACGCUUGAGUCUACGAGGGACGCGGCCAUGCAGAUGAUGAUGAUGGACUCUGACGAUUCCGACAGCGACCAAGAGGACGACGAGGAUUCGGCGACGGGCAUGGACGGCUUCUUUUACGAGCGAGCCUUUGAAGCUGUCGAGCAACUGCUGGACGGGGCCGCCGCCGACUGGUGCCGCGACAGCGCCAUCUUUAGCGAUCGGGACGAGACGGGCAGCGUGACGGAGUCGAUUGUCGUCAAAACGAAACCGCCGCCACCUCCUGUCGCCUCCAAAUCGCACCGAGGAGUCCACAACCAACAGCAGCAGCAGCACAGUCGCCAUCGCGGGAUGGCCAUCCUGGAUCGGAUGCGAUCGCUGGAGGAGAAUGGCGGCAGCGUUCGUUCCGGCGGCAAGGAAGUGUCGGCCAGCGCUUCACUGGAAAAUCUGAAAUCCAUCAGCCAGCGUCGUAUGGAGCUGAUUCAGGCCGUUUCGUCGGCUGCCAAGACGCCGGGCGACGAGAGCGAGACGAGUUCCCAGCAUUCGACAUCCACCGUCAACACGGUGGUGGAAGUGCAUCCAGCCGGCGGCGGCUUCUCUGACGAUCUCGUCGACUCGCAUUCGCCCGUUCAUCAGCGUCGAACUGGCGCCGCCGUCGUCAUGGUCCGCUCUCAGCCGAGGAAAGGGCCCGACUCUCUUUCUCCGACGGCCUCUUCUUCUUCGUCGUCGUCGGCAUCCGCCGUUCCCUUGCCCAAGGGUUGGGUGAAGCAUAUUAUCGGGAAAUUGCAAGGUGACGCGAAAUAGCUUUAAUUUUCUGGUUUCGUUUCUUCUUCUUAGUGAAAAAAAGGAGAGAAGAAUGAAAAUGACUAACUCGUUGCUUCCUUUAACUUGAUAAUAAGCCCCGUGCAAUCCUUCACCAACAGUUUUUCUUCUUUUCGUUGAAAACAAAUUUUUUUUUUACCUCAGCGACGAACUCGUUGUCCUCCUCCUCCUCUGUCUUUGACUUGAUGAUCACCAAGUCGAAUGCCCAGUGGAAAGACACACUGCGCAAUUCCUUUGCAAAUCGACACGUUAAAACGAUUUCCCUUGCCAAAACGAAAGCAAAAAGAAAAAACAUGAUUCCCUUUUUCGUUUGUUUUUUUAAAUCUCGCCAGAGCACUUGUUCCCGCCUCGUCAAGAAGCGGAGGACAUGUCGCAACAACGAUAGACGAGCGCAAAUUUACAUAUUAAAAAAAAAGAGUAACCCGCACAAAAAAAAAGUUAAACAUAAUAAUAACAAAUUACAUUUGACGGGUAUGUUUAGUAAAAAGAAAAACCUCGCCCCUUAUCGAUCAAACUAAUUAACAUUAUUACACCAACUCGGUUAUUUAACACUCUCGUUCCCCGAUUUUUUUGUUUCAAACUUUCCGUACUCCCACACACAUACACUUUGCUUUACGAAUCGUUUCACAUUUGUAUAUAAUACCCGACCUAGUCAGUUACAAGCAAUACAAGUUUCUAUCUAUCUA